Molecule: messenger RNA, 1344 nt
Organism: Lodderomyces orthopsilosis Co 90-125
Lineage: Eukaryota; Fungi; Ascomycota; Pichiomycetes; Serinales; Debaryomycetaceae
Gene: NCS2
Product: Ncs2p
Exons: 1
Coding region: 1-1344 (447 amino acids)
Biological process (GO): tRNA wobble position uridine thiolation
Cellular component (GO): cytosol
Molecular function (GO): tRNA binding; sulfurtransferase activity
Source: RefSeq, a predicted model, not a curated record
AUGACUGCCAUCGAACAUAUAUCUAAACAGGACAUUAGGUGUCAAAGGUGCAAGGAAGAGUCUGCUAUUUUGAAAGCAAGGGGUGAAUAUCAUUGUAAAGAAUGUUAUUUACGACUUGUUCGUGGGAAACAAAGGAAGCAAAUGUCAUCUGAAAAGUAUAAGAUCAACUAUAAAAAAUCGACACUCGGUCAACUAGAGAAAGUAUUGUUGGCAUUUUCAGGUGGGAUAUCUUCGUUAGUCUUGCUCGAUGUUUUGGGAAAUUUACUUUUAGAGCAACAACAAACGCAUAUAGGAUUGCAAGGAUUUGAAAUCGUGGUGGUUAAUAUAGAUGAAAAGGAAUUGAGCUCGUUAGAUAAAGAGGUAAUGUCAAUACUACCGGAACUUCUAACACGAUUUAAACCAGUUAAAAUUUCAUUCAAGACAGUGUCUUUGGAUUCAUAUGUGGACUUGAAUAGUUUGAAGGAAAUUCGUAUAGAAAAUGACUUCACCUCAUUGGCAAAUGCUGUGGAUGCACAAUCGUGCACAUUUAUUGAUUUAUUGAGUAGGUGCCCGAACAAGUCGUCUGUGGAGGACUUGUUGACUAUCGUGUUUGAAAAGUUACUUUUACAAGCUGCAUAUGAUGAAGGGUGUGGAACUAUAGUGCUUGGCCACUCGAUGACCAGGAUUGCCAAUGAGAUAAUUGCACUUACAGUUAAAGGUAGAGGAUCUUCUAUACACAGGUUAAUAUCCAACAGGACUGAAAAUUACAAUGACAAGGAUAUUGACAUCAUAUACCCAUUACGUGAUUUGUUGUUUGCAGAAAUUGACGAGUAUGCCGUCCUUUCCGAUUUGAAAAAGUACGAAGUUUAUUCUAAAGUUGUCAAGUCGAGAGUAUCUAAGAACUUGACCAUUCGUGAUUUAGUAAGCAAUUAUUUCACCAAUUUGGAUGUCACAGGUUACUCUUCAACAGCGUCAACAGUGAUGAAAAUCGGUCAGAAAUUGGGCUCUCCUGAAUCCAAACCCAAUACAAACUGUAAAGUUUGUGGUGUGGAAAUUUAUCAGGAUCCAAAAGGCUGGCUAAAGAUGAUUACAGUGAAUGAACCAGCGUUAAUUGAAACUGAGGAGGAGAGGAAUUAUUUGGAAAUGUAUUUAUCAAGUGUUGAACAUAAUCCGAAUCGUAGUUUCAAUGGUGAAAAUAUUGACCUUUGUUAUGGGUGUAUCACUACAUUAAAUGGAGUUCGAGGGGAAGACUUUGUUUGGCCAAUAGAGCCAGAAUUAAACUUAAAGUAUCGAGAAGCGUCAAAUGAAGCUAACAAGAAGCAGGUAUUAAAUGAGUUUGUAUUGACAGAUACUGAGGAUGACUAA